GGCAGCAGCAAAGGCGGGCGCGGCGUGUUUCUCGUGUGUCUACUGCUACAUCUGCAGCAGCUGCUGCUGCUGCAGCUGCGGCCGCUGUUGCAGCAGCAGCAGCAACAAUAAUCCCUUACCCUUCAGUUCCCGCUGGUGGAGCGGCAGCUUAUGCCGCAGCCUCAGCAGCAGCAGCAGCGGCAGCAGCAACCACAGAGCAACUCUACAGCAAUGCGACAGUGGUUGCUGCUGCAGCAGGAGCAGCAAGAGCAGCAGCAAUAGCUGCAAGAGAAGCAGCAGCAGCAGCAGGAAGAGGGGCUAUGCCAGCGGCUGUCUUGCUGCCCCUGCUGCUGUGUUGCUGCUGCUGCGCAGCAGCCGCGUUGCUGCUGCUGCCCGCUGCUGCUGCCCGCCUUGAUCUCCUUGUGCGCGCAGCAGCAAGAAGGCUGCUGCAGCUUCUGCAGCUGCUGCAGCAGCUACAGCAGCGGCUGCAGCAGCAGCUGCAUCAGCUGCUGCAGCAGCUCCAGCAGCUGCUGCGUCAGCUGCAUCAGCGGCCGCACCCGCUGCUGCAGCAGCUGCAGCAGCUGCAGCAGCAGGUGCAGCAGCAACAGCAGCAGGUGCAGCAGCAGCUGAAGAACUGCAGCAGCAAAUUAAAAGAAGCUCCUUUGGGUCCAGUUUUUUAUUUUGGAAGUAUGAUUUUCUGUUAUCUCGAAUUCAUCAACGUGGGUGUCGUGACACCUGAAAACGCCAAACAACUUUCUAGGGUUUACGAAUUUGACAAUUUAAUUUAUUUCCCCAACACCAAAUGCGCCAUUUGCAACAUUAUCAGGUAUGGAGUCUUUUUGGGAUUUGUUUUUCUGCUCGGAGAGGCCAAAAAGGAGACAGACAAAUUUUGGGACUUUUUGCCUUUUUGCAAACGUCUGGUGUCUGUACACCCGAAGCUGCUGCUGCUGUUCCUUUUGUCCUUUUUGUCUUUUCUUUUUUUGUCACUUUUUGCAAUUAACCAUUUUUCUCUUUUGCUGCACAACAGCACCACUUAUGAAGUUCUUAAACGCAAAAGCAUUGAAGAAAAAGCAGCAGCAGCAGCAGCAGCAACAGCAGCAGCUGCUGCUGCUGCUGCAGAGAGCAGCAGCAGCAAAGGCAUGCAUGCAACAAAGGACAACUUAAGUAAAGCAGCAGAAGAUACGGCAGAAGCAGAAGAUAAAGCAGCAGCGGAAGCUACGCCAGCAGCAGCAGCAGCAGAAGCUACGGCAGCAGCAGCAGCAGCAGCAGCAGCGGCAGCAGCAGCAGCAGCAGCAGCAGCAGCGACAAAGGAAGCCAUACAACGCUCAAGGGCGCUUUACAACAAAGCAGCUGCUGCAGCAGCAGCUGCAGCAAGAGCUGCAGCAGCAGGUGCAGCAAGAGCUGCAGCAGUAGCUGCAGCAGCAGGUGCAGCAAGAGCUGCAGCAGUAGCUGCAGCAGCAGCUGCAGCAAGAGCUGCAGCAGUAGCUGCAGCAGCAGGUGCAGCAAGAGCUGCAGCAGUAGCUGCAGCAGCAGCUGCAGCAAGAGCUGCAGCAGUAGCUGCAGCAGUAGCUGCAGCAGCAGCUGCAGCAGUAGCUGCAGCAGCAGCUGCAGCAAGAGCUGCAGCAGUAGCUGCAGCAGCAGCUGCAGCAAGAGCUGCAGCAGUAGCUGCAGCAAGAGCUGCAGCAAUAGCUGAAGCAGCAGCUGCAGCAGCAGCUGCAGCAAGAGCUGCAGCAGCAGCUGCAGCAGCAGCUGCAGCAGCAGCUGCAGCAACAGCUGCUGCAGCGGAGUCUUUUGCUGCAGCUGCUGCGGGACCCAAUGAGACAGAGCCAACGAAGAGUCUCUUCUGUCUUUUGGAUUUAUAUUUAAAAUAA
Eimeria tenella is the source of this 1850-nucleotide messenger RNA. RefSeq lists its product as uncharacterized. The transcript has 5 exons. Gene Ontology annotation, biological process: signal transduction. The annotation marks the transcript as partial. Lineage: Eukaryota; Apicomplexa; Conoidasida; Eucoccidiorida; Eimeriidae. Gene Ontology annotation, cellular component: membrane. The record is from RefSeq and is a predicted model, not a curated record.